GUUUAAUCUGGUUGAUUUCCACGAGGUUGCUGUUGAGAUUAUUUCUCUUUCUGAUAUAGAUUCUCUCCGAAGCCAAAGAAACAGCUAUCCACAGAAGAACACAACCACAGAUGGGUGCUUCUGCUGCCUUCUUCUGCCUCCUGCUGUCCCUCUGGGUUAAGGAUGCAGCUGCAACUGGUCUUGGCUUCACAAGAGGUGAUUUCCCACAGGAAUUCGUCUUUGGAGCUGGAACCUCGGCGUACCAAUAUGAGGGUGCUGUUGCUGAGGAUGGCAGGAGCCCAAGCAGUUGGGACAUUUUCACUCACGCAGGAAAAAUGUCAGACAAAAGCACGGGAGAUGUUGCUUCAGAUGGAUACCACAAAUACAUGGAGGAUGUCAAGCUCAUGUCUGAGACAGGCCUAGAGGCCUAUAGGUUCUCCAUCUCCUGGUCAAGGCUCAUUCCAAAUGGACGUGGAGCUGUCAAUCCCAAAGGGCUAGAGUACUACAAUAAUAUCAUUGAUGAGCUAGUGAAUCAUGGAAUUCAAGUCCACAUCACACUUCACCAUCUCGAUCUCCCCCAGAUUCUUGAAGACGAGUAUGGUGGAUGGUUAAGCCCCAUAAUUAUCGAAGAUUUCACAGCAUAUGCAGAUGUUUGCUUCAGGGAGUUUGGAGACAGGGUUGCAUCUUGGACGACAGUGAAUGAGCCAAAUAUUGGUAUAUUGGCAUCUUAUGAUGUUGCUAUAUUCCCUCCUGGCCGUUGCUCGGAUCCAUUUGGAGCAACAAAGUGCACCGCUGGGGACUCUACUGUGGAACCAUACAUAGCAGCUCAUAAUACCCUUAUGGCGCAUGCAUCAGUUGUCAGUCUCUACAGGAAAAAAUAUCAAGCCAUGCAAAAAGGAGUUAUUGGCAUAAGUAUCUACUCCUUCUGGAGUUAUCCAUUGACAAAUUCCACUGUGGAUUUAGAUGCAACUCGGAGAUGUAAAGAUUUCUUCUUCGGCUGGAUACUAGAUCCAUUGGUGUUUGGGGACUACCUGCAAGUAAUGAAGAAGAAUGUUGGCUCUCGCCUUCCACCCUUCACGGAAGUUCAGUCUGAACUUAUCAAGGGUUCUUUAGAUUUUAUUGGAAUAAAUCACUACUACUCUCUCUACGUGAAUGAUCACCCUCUAGAAACAGGCGUUCGAGACCACAACGCAGACAUAUCAGUUAGUUUAAGGGGUUCUAGGAUGGAUCCAUCAUCUAGUCAGGGCCUCCCAGUAAAUGUUCCAAGUGAUCCCAAAGGGCUGCAACUUCAACUGGAGUACCUGAAAGAAACCUACAGGGACCUUCCGGUCUUUGUCCAGGAGAAUGGUAUGGGAUCUGCCGAUGACAGCCUAGAUGACACCGACAGGGUCGGUUUCCUGAGCAGCUACAUGGAAAGGACACUGAACGCGAUGAGGAAGGGAGCCGACGUGAGAGGCUACUUCGCGUGGGCGUUCAUGGACCUGUUCGAGCUCCUGUCCGGGUACAAGUCGAGGUACGGGCUGUACCGCGUCGACUUCGCCGACGAGAGGCGGCCGCGGCAAGCCAGGCUCUCGGCCCGCUGGUACUCCGGCUUCCUCAGGCGCAAUGGAACCACUGCGCUCGUUUCUACCGUACUUUCUAGGACGGCGGAGAACCGGGAGCUGAGCGCCGAGUCCUGAGUGGCAAAUCAGGAGCAACUGUAUAUGCCUGCUGUGGCGCGUGCUUGCCCGUAUACUCCUGUACAGAUUCCGAUGAGAAUGUGUGCUUCUUGUGUGAGGUAGAGCAUCAAAGAAAGGGAACUUUCGGAUUGUAUGUGUUGCAUUUGUCUCCUCGCUGGCGCAACCCGGUCUCCAGUCGCGUCGGAUCAAUUUCUCACGUAGCCUGGUGGCGUCUGGGACGCGGAUUAACUCAGUUUAACCUCAUAUGAGCACCGGUGAA
Molecule: messenger RNA, 1917 nt
Organism: Hordeum vulgare subsp. vulgare (domesticated barley)
Lineage: Eukaryota; Viridiplantae; Streptophyta; Magnoliopsida; Poales; Poaceae
Product: beta-glucosidase 2-like
Exons: 13
Coding region: 111-1658 (515 amino acids)
Biological process (GO): carbohydrate metabolic process
Molecular function (GO): beta-glucosidase activity
Source: RefSeq, a predicted model, not a curated record